AUGUUCUGGAUGGAGCUUCAAAACCACUUCCUCUCCAACCACCAUGCAAUGCCAAUCACCACCGCAUCAAUUCAUGCGCGUCGCGAAUCUCUUCAUUUGACUCAUUACUAA
Molecule: messenger RNA, 111 nt
Organism: Plenodomus lingam JN3
Lineage: Eukaryota; Fungi; Ascomycota; Dothideomycetes; Pleosporales; Leptosphaeriaceae
Source: RefSeq, a predicted model, not a curated record